Molecule: messenger RNA, 1330 nt
Organism: Bradysia coprophila
Lineage: Eukaryota; Metazoa; Arthropoda; Insecta; Diptera; Sciaridae
Product: choline transporter-like protein 1
Biological process (GO): transmembrane transport
Cellular component (GO): membrane
Molecular function (GO): transmembrane transporter activity
Source: RefSeq, a predicted model, not a curated record
UUCAUAAGCUCUACAAACAGUUUUCAAUAUUUUGCAAAUUAAUUAAAAAAACUACUUUCACUUGAACUUGGCCAUCAUGCAAAACGACCUGGGAUGGGUUGAGUAUACCAUGCCAGAAAGCGGAAAAUCAGAAGAGGCAAUCAACGAAUGUCGUCCUGUCAAACCAAGAGGACGUACAGACUUCUUCUUUUUAGUCUUGAAUUUCGUUUUCAUCGUCAUUUUGUUCAUUCUCUUCGGAUAUUGCUUCUUCAAUGGGUCAAUUUACAGACAAAUCAAUGGUUAUGAUAGUUGCGGCAAUGUGUGCGGAUUAAAGAAUUCUAGAAAUGAGGAUGAAAUGUGCUCUGUAACUUUACUGAUAAGUCAUAAUCCUGAUAAACGAAACGAAAAUUUCCUACUCAUAAAAAAGAUUCGGUAUAGAGAAUUCACCAUAAUUGAUCGGCAGUGUGUCGCAAACUGCUCUGAAUAUCCGAACUAUGUACAGGAUGGGAUUUUUUGUACAAAUGGGAAAGUGAGCCGAGGAGUUAGAAAUAUGUUUCCCACAAAUCAUCUUGAACUUGGUGCUGUUGCAGUUGUUUUGUUGAUUGCCGUCGUUUUUGCAGACAUUGUUCUCGUGCUAUUACGCUAUGCCACAAAAAUCGUUGUGUGGUUCACGGUCGGUUUCGUUGCUGGGUCGCUAGUUAUUUUAAGUAUUUAUCUUCUUUAUUUGGGAAUGAUGCUCGAGGGGAUUGUCUUCACAUUAUUGACGGCCAUUGUGUUCUACUUCAUCUACAAAACUCGUCAACAAAUAAAAUUCGUCAUUAAAUUGUUCAAAGAAGCUGCGACUGCGCUGAUGUAUAUGCCACUGCUUCUGUUCGAGCCACUAUUGACCGUUUUGUCAGUGACUAUCGCUACCCUCCUUUGUGUUUACUUUAUGCUCGUAAUUGACUCAGCUGGAUUUUAUAACAAGGAACUUGACCUCUUCGAGAAGAACUGGGUCAUGAAGUUCACAUAUUGCCUGAAUUAUUUCGUUUUCUUUUGGUUCGUUCAGUUUAUCGUUGGGUGUCAACAUUUCGUUAUAGCUGGAACCGUAUCGCAAUGGUACUUCACACGCAACAAAUCGAAAGUACGGUCACCGAUUUGCAACUCUUUCUACAACUUGAUUUUCUUCCAUUUGGGAACCAUUUGCUUGGGAUCAUUGAUGCUGACUAUAAUAAAACUAAUUCGUAUGGUCAUGCGCAGAGUAAAGGCAAGAAAAGUUUAUAUAAAUUGGUCAGUACCACGCACAUUUAUUUCCCCUUGUUUUACAGAGACUUAUGAGAGAAUCCGAUAACAUUGUAUUGAUUGCCUUAAG